UGACGGAAGUACAAGAACGUUUGAGGCUCCGAGCGUUUACUCUAAGAGUGGCCGAGGAAGAAGGUUGGAAUGUGGCAGCAAAAAUCCCAAAACCAAUACCUAGUGAAGGUGACGAAUUUAAGGAUUUGUUAGUUGAGGCAAGGAAACAAGCAAAACCAAAGGAAGAGUACUCCACACCAUAUAAUCGAAGGACUUGGCAAACGAAAGGAACCUUGGAGGAACCUGAAAUGGAAGUUUUGGGCGGUGCACAUUUGGCCAUGAAAGAAUUGGCCCGGAAGGCAAAAGUACUAGCAAAGGAGUCUGUGUCCCCGUUUUAUAAAGCCACAUCCGAGAAGUAUUGGAGAAUUUACGAAAAAUUUUGUAAGAGGUUCCAUGUGGAUGUGGAGGACCCACAAGAGGAUGAUGUUCUGGCAUUCAUUAUGUGGUAG
This is a messenger RNA of Racocetra fulgida, 428 nucleotides long. Lineage: Eukaryota; Fungi; Glomeromycota; Glomeromycetes; Diversisporales; Gigasporaceae. The record is from the annotation of a GenBank genome assembly.